AUGUCUUCAAGACACAGUGUGUACAAAAAGAACAGUUCCAGUAACAAGCUUGCGGUCUACUUGUGCGCACGGGACAUCUUUGAUGACUUGCAAACUGUGGACCCGGUCGAGGGAGUGAUCACACUGGAUCGGGAGUUGCUUCGUGAUAGCAAAGUGUUUGCCCGUAUUCGUUGCACAUUUCGUUACGGAGAACAAGCUAUGGAUGAUGUGCUAGCGGGUGUGACAUUCUUCAAAGAGUUUUUUAUUGAGACUGUCCAAGUCUAUCCGCCGGAUCCGACCAAUCGAAUUCAACCCAAUGAGAUACAGACUCGGCUCCUGGAACGCUUUGGUGAAGCGGCAUCGCCGUUUCGAUUCAAGCUUCCACACGAUAUCCCAGUCUCAAUCUCAAUCCAGGCAGAACAGGGUGCGCUACCGGAAGAUCAGCCCCGUGGAAUCGAGUACAUGUUACAGGUAUUUAUCGGUAAUUCACCGACCUCACAUGUCAGCAAACGAAAUUCCAUUUCCCUCGGUAUUCGUCGUUUAACCUUAGCCACACCAGACCCCAGUGCCGGCCCGUAUGUGCGUGAAUUGGUUAAAGCGUUCCACUUUCACUCGGGUGAACUGCGUGUGAAAGCAGUUCUGCCCAAAGAUAUAUUCUUUCACGGGGAAUCGAUUCCAAUUGAAUUACAUGUGGACAAUCCAUCCAGCAAUACAGUGAGACGUAUUAAAUUUCAGCUGUAUCAGGUCACUGAGGUAACCUUGUUCAAACAACGCACCACACGAAUCAUUAUCAUGGAACAAGAGAGUGAAGAUGGAUUUCCAAUCAAUGCGCACAGUGCUGACUGGCAUCACAAAUUCAGUCUGAAGCCCUCGUUACAAGAAACCCGCCCUCAACCUGGACUGGCUUUGGAUGGAAAAUUGAAACACGAGGACACCACGCUCGCAUCGUCCACUUUAUUGAAAGACUUUCGUAAAAAAGAAGCACUUGGAAUGAUUGUGCAAUACAGUAUCCGUCUGAAAAUUGUCACCGGAUUCGGCGGUCGUGAUGUUGAACUGGACAUCCCGAUUACGUUGACACACAGACGAACACAACAGGAAUUGGUGAAAGCAGAGACCACGAACGAUUUAGUCAUUGAAAAGUUCAAACGCACCAAAGCGAGACGUCAAGAACAAUCCAUAGAUGAUUAG
Molecule: messenger RNA, 1167 nt
Organism: Echinostoma caproni
Lineage: Eukaryota; Metazoa; Platyhelminthes; Trematoda; Plagiorchiida; Echinostomatidae
Source: the annotation of a GenBank genome assembly